Molecule: messenger RNA, 3159 nt
Organism: Guillardia theta CCMP2712
Lineage: Eukaryota; Cryptophyceae; Pyrenomonadales; Geminigeraceae
Exons: 42
Coding region: 1-3159 (1052 amino acids)
Source: RefSeq, a predicted model, not a curated record
AUGAUGGUGGCAUGCGAUGAAGAGAAGGCAAUAGUGGAGGUCGAUGUCUUUUAUUUGAUGGAGACGUGGCGAGGCAAUGCCGAUGACGUAGACGAGCUUCAGUUCAAUGAGGUGGUCGUCGUAGAUGAUUUGUCAUUGAGAGUGACCAUGUCCAACAGCUCAAGAGAACUGGAUGGAAAGAAAAAAGACACAACAGCGAGGACAUCAACGCUGAACAACUUCCUGAAGAACCCCCCUGUGCAGGACACGAAAGCCAGAGGCAGUAAGAUGAUGACUGCCAACGAAGCUCUGAACCCAAUCUCCGGAGGGCUCAUGAAGGGAGUCGCGUACAUGACGCCACAGCUGAUGCGAGCAUCGUACCAGAAGCAGUCAGAAUCCGAAGAUUCAUUGCCCGAGUGGGAGGGAGAGGUGUUGGUCCUGAAGCCAGCAACCAACACCAUGGUGCGGGAACACAGCGUGACCAGUUCAGAUGGCGGACAAGUUAAUGGUCAAGAGAUCGCAAGAGAGCAAGUCGACGUCGAAAGUUUGCAAAAUGAUGCACACGUGAUCGCGUCUAAGACGGCGCAGGUGCAGACAACUCACCUGGUAGAAGUGAUAACGGUCUCUGCCGCCCCAGCCAAGAGGUCCGACAUGUCGGAGAACGGAUUCAUCAUCACGCUCUCUUUGAUAUCCAACAGUAGCAUGAGCUUCGCGGUGAACUCCGAGGACGAGGCCAUCGACUGGUUGCGACUCAUCAACCAGCGGAUGAAGAGCGUCCGCCUGUACUCCGACUCUCUCAAGGAGGGGAACCUCCUCAAGCGAUCGCGCCACGGAAUGUGGGCAGCCCGAUGGUUCGUCCUCAAGAACGGACAGCUCUUCUACUUCAAGCACAACCUAGAGGCCGGGGAAGGAAGCACCCCAGCUGAGAGGCUCCUUCUUGACAAGGACGACAAGAGUAUCAACCUUGGCGAGGUUGUGUUUGCGCAAGUGUGCUCGGAGGAGAACCAUCCCUUCUGCCUCCGGCUGCAGACAAGUCGAGACAGCAAGCAGCAUGGAAGGCACAUCGUGCUGGAUGCAGCGGAUGCUGAGCGAGUGCGAGCUUGGCUGGAGACGAUUCAGAGCUGCAUGAGAGACAUCAAGGAGGUGUAUGCUUGGGGGGAUGCUCAGAACAAUCAGCUCGGGAUGCGAGCCAAGACUGCAAAGAUUGUGCAGUUUCCUACAGCUGUGCAAGCUUUUCUUGAUACCAACGUCGUUCAAGUCGCCUGCGGCUCAUCCUCAGGCACGGCUCUCAUGGGCGAUGGCUCGGUCUACACAUGGGGAGUUGGCACAGGAGGCAGGCUGGGCCAUGAACCUUGUGCUGUCUCCUACCUCUCGGGAUCUUCAGUGAGGCAGAUAGCAGUCUCAGACUUCGCGUCAAUGGCAGUCACGGACAAGGGUGACCUAUACGUAUGGGGAGACAUCUCGUGGGCGUCGGACGGCAAGAGGUCAUAUGGUUGGAUCCCCCUGCUCGUCUUGGAGCUCUCGCAUCGCGUCUGGGAGGCUUCUCUCGGACCCCAUCAUGCUGCUGUCGUCACCUACACAGGCCAAGUCUACACGUGGGGCCUCAACUUCACUGGUCAGCUCGGGCUGGGCGAUACGCUUGACAGAAGGAAGGAGCAGGAGCAGGGGCAGGAGCAGGAGCAGGAGCAGGAGCAGGAGCAGGAGCAGGAGCAGGAGCAGGAGCAGAAGCAGGAGCAGGAGCAGGAGCAGGAGCAGGAGCAGGAGCAGGAGCAGGAGCAGGAGCAGGAGGCUAUGGUGAUAAGCUGCGGCACGUGGCACACGGCGGCUGUCACCGAGUAUGGACAAGUUGUUACCUGGGGAACGGGAGACCAAGGACAGGUCGGUCAUGGAGACAAGAGCACGUGUUUGUCACCCAAGGCUGGUCUCAAGGACAUCGUGGGCAUUUCGUGCGCGCAGACUCACUCGGCAGCGAUCAACAAGUUCGGGCAGCUCUACACGUGGGGGCUGGGGACAGCGCUGGGGCAGGAGGCGGAGGAGAACGAGAAAGAAAGGAAGAAGAAAGAGGAGAAGGAGCCAGAGAUGAAGAACGCUUCCGAGCCGAAGCUGGGCAUGGGAGAUCAGUCAGCUGAGCUCUCCCUCAUCCUCGAGUCGGCAUCCGCCCUAGCAGCAGCUGGAACGAUUUCGAAGAGAGAGCUGGAGGAGCAGAAGAGACAAGUUUUUCAGUCUAAGAUUGCAACCUGGAUGUUUUCACAAUCUGGACAUCGCAAUCUGCCGGAAAUGACGAUUUGCAACUACUCAGACAAUAUCAGCAAAGAGAGCGAAAGCUUCUCCUCCUCUUCAAACAAUACUUCAAAGUCCCUCCAAGACCAGCUUGAGGCGCAGCUUACCUCCAUCCGCAUUCAUUGCCUCGACCAACUGCAGGAGGACCAGAAAGUUUUGUCCGCACUGGCACGAGAAACUCUGGCAGGAACCAGGAAGGGCGAUGCUCUUCACGCUGCUCCGACCUCGUCUCCUGCUCUUUCCCCUUCUUCCAUCUCUUCCCCUCCCCUCUCCCCCCUCCGCGCUGACAAGAAGCUCAAUCUUCCGAAAUGGAUGAGCGCAACUUGGGAGAGGGUGGAGGCCCAAGAAGAGUUCAACCUCUCCGAGCUUGACGGCUCUGUCCUCCCCGCCAGUCGUCUCGCCUUUGAGCAGGAAAAGCAGAACAACGAGCUCUCUGCUGUGUGUGCCGAGGCUGAUGCGAUGUUCACUCCUGCCAGCUCCGUGGACGAGUCGACGAGCAGCAAACCCGAAAAGGGCAACAAUGGAGAAGCCGAGAUUGGAGGCUUCCUUCAGCAGUCGCAAGAGAGCUCGGAAGACUCCCACACAGAGACGGAGACGCACAAGCACGUGGAUGAAGAGGAUGACGAGGAGCAGGAGGGAGAGGCGAAGGGGGAGAGCGCGGGGCAGGUGCAGGAGGAGGAGCAGGAGCAGCAGGAGAAGGAGCAACAACAGGACACAAACCAGGAGCAGGAGCAGGAGCAGGAGCAGGAGCAGGAGCAGGAGCAGGAGCAGGAGCAGAGGAAUGGAUUGGUGAAAGGGGAGGAGGGGCAUGAAUCGCAUUCAGCCGAGCAAGAGGCGCAACGAAACGAUGAGAAUAACGGAGCUGCGAAGGGAGAGGAGGAGGAGGAGAGCUUGCAGUGA